Messenger RNA from Yamadazyma jaroonii, 1689 nucleotides. Lineage: Eukaryota; Fungi; Ascomycota; Pichiomycetes; Serinales; Debaryomycetaceae. The record is from the annotation of a GenBank genome assembly.
AUGGUUAACGUUAACGUCCAAGGAACUUUAAAAAGAUGGGGUAAGAAAUGGACCACCAGAGAAGGUUUGUUAGGUGAUUAUGAUUAUGGUUACUUAUUCAUCCCUCAAUUACCAUUCACCAAAAAGACCCCAAAGACACAACCAUUUUUCGGUUUAAAUGAUAAAAUGCCAGUUAUUUUAGGUUUAUUAUUAGGUUUCCAACAUGCUUUGGCCAUGUUGGCAGGUGUAGUUACUCCUCCAAUUAUGAUCUCAGCAGCUGCAAAUUUAGAUGCUGAUACUCAAAAUUAUCUUGUUUCUACUUCUUUGAUUGUCACAGGUAUCUUAUCAUCUGUUCAAAUCACCAGAUUCCACAUAUAUGGUACUAAAUAUCAUAUUGGUACUGGUUUAUUAUCAGUUGUAGGUACAUCUUUUGCAACCAUUAAUAUUGUUUCUCAAGGGUUCCCUUUGAUGUAUGAAAAUGGUGUUUGUGAAAUCAUUGAUGGUGUCAAACAACCUUGUCCUGAUGGUUAUGGAAAGAUUUUAGGUACUGCCAUGGUAUGUUGUUUGAUUGAAGUUUUAUUGUCAUUCACUCCUGCUAAAAUCUUACAAAAAGUUUUCCCAAGUAUCAUUACCGGUUCAGUCGUUUUACUUAUUGGUGCUCAUUUAGUUCAUUCAGGUGCUAACGAUUGGUUAGGUGGAAGUUAUUGUGCUCACGGUACUUGUGCAUCAAAUCAUGGGACAACAGCUCCAUGGGGAUCUGCCCAGUUCAUUGGUUUAGGAUUCACUGUUUUCGUAAGUAUUGUAUUUUUUGAAAGAUUUGGAUCUCCAAUUAUGAAAUCAUGUGCUGUUAUCUUAGGUUUAUUAAUGGGUUGUAUCGUUGGUGCCGCAACUGGCUAUUUCACCCCAACUCAAAUCGAAAAUGCUAAAGCUGUCUCUUUCGUUUGGGUCAAAACUUUCAAAUUGGGAUUUUAUGCUCCAGUUGUUUUACCUUUUAUCAUGGUUUAUGUCGUCUUGAUGAUGGAAGCUAUUGGUGAUAUCACUGCCACUGCUGAUUUAUCCAAGGUUGACUUAGAAAGUGAAGAAUUCGAAUCAAGAGUUCAAGGGGGUGUUUUAGCUGAUGGGUUAUUCGGUGUCUUUGCUGGUUUAAUGACUAUGACUCCAUACUCAACAUUCGCUCAAAAUAAUGGGGUUAUCAGUAUUACCAAAUGUGCUUCCAGAAGAGUUGGUUACUACAACAGUGCUAUUUUAAUUAUUAUGGGUGUUUUCGCCAAACUUUCAGGUGUUAUCUUAUCCAUUCAUAAAUCAGUUCUUGGUGGUAUGACUUCAUUCUUAUUUGCAUCAGUUGCUGCCUCUGGUAUGAAAAUUAUCAGUGAAUCUGAUUUAUCCAGAAGAAAUAGAUUCAUCUUAACUUGUAUUUUCGUUAUUGGUUUACCACCAAUUUUAAUGGAAUCUUGGUUUAGUAAUGUUUUCACUUACGACGGUGACAACACUGGAUUAAAAUCAUUCUUCCAAGCUUUAACUUUAGUUGCCAAUAGUGGUUUUGCCAUUGGUGGUUUCGUUGGUUUAAUUGUCAACUUGAUUUUACCAAUGAUCGAAGAUGAAGUUGAAGAAAUCGAUGAAGUUAUUGUUACUAAUCAAAUCAACAGUAGUUCCAGUGCUGAACAACAAUACGUACACAAGGAAAUGGAAAAGGGCAUGAGCUCUGAAUAA